AUGACCAACUUUAUGACUCGCUACCCUUCUCAAGAUCAAUCACCCUACGAAGGUCUUAGUGCUGUGAAUGGCCUUGUCGUCGACGGUGCUUAUCUGGACGGGUCUUGGGAAUUAUGCGUCCAUGUGGAGGACUUAAACGAUGUGGUCUGUGUCCGAGUUCGUGGGGACACCAGUGUCGGAGGCUUAAUGCAUCAUAUUGUCGAGGCGGUGAAUGUUAAACAGUCUUGGUCAGACCAUGCUAUCUGGUGGCCGCAACGAAAUGUGUGGCUGCUCCAUACCCGCACUUCUUUGGAUCAAUACGGUGUUCAAUCUGAUGCCCAACUAGUUUUUCGUCACACUCACGGUAAUCUUCAGGUCGUUCUACCCUCUCUAGCUACUCUUACGUUGCGUGUCAAUUUCGCUAGUCGUGUUUUUUCAGUCGUCGAAGGGAUUUGCAAAGAGCUCUGUAUUCGUCACCCUGAAGAACUCUCGUUAAUGUGCCCUGUCACCCGAGAUACCAUUAAGCGCAAUCAACCCCUCCCCGUUAUCCGACAUGGUGUCAAAAGAACCGGGCCGCUAAAUCCUAUCGGUUUAGUUAGGUCAGAAGUGCCUGUAGCUGCUAGCAAUGGUGUAAAGAAGAUGGGUUCUCUGAACCCCUUGAAUGACUCUAAUCCCUACCCUACACUGCCCUACGGCUCGGCCACAUUGAUGCGUGGUCAAUCUGACAAUUCUCUGUACGAGGAACGCACCGAAAUCAGUAAAUUCCUAGAUUGUAGUCAGCGGAAGAGUGCAAAAGUCGCUUUCGGUGAGGAGUGGUUACUCAAGCCCAAGAAUGUCCAACAGAAAGCUCGGAUGGAUGGCAGAUGGUUAGAUUCAUCACGAUCCCUGAUGGAACACGGUAUUGAACCUCCUACUCUUCCUCUAGGUGAGCAUUCCAUAUCCCAACCCAAACCGCCUAUUCUCUACCUUCGUUUCAAAUUCUAUAACUUCUAUGACAUUAAUACAAACUACGACGCAGUUCGUAUUCAUCAAAUCUAUGAGCAAGCACGAUGGUCACUGUUAUCUGGGAAUUUGGAGUGUACCGAGGACGAGAUGAUUGUUUUUGCGGCUUACCAGCUCCAAGCAGAAUUACAAAACGAAUCAGCUUUGCGGACAAAUGCAGCUUUAUACUCCGGUGGUGCCGGCGGUGGAACACUAGCUAGAUGCAACACCUUGGGGGGAUAUAACACCCCCGCUUCACAAAUUGAUCCAGGCCUCCGUCCAAUGAGUCCAGACUUCUCAACACCGCGUUCUUUCGGGGGGUCUCUUUCACGCAUGCCAAGCCUUGGAACUGUUGCUCCACCAUCAGGCCAUUCGCGGAGUCCAUUCAUUGGAUCAAACAGUCAUCUGGCACUCAACGAUGACGCGUCGAACGAAAUGGAUGAGAUUGACGUUAUGCUGACGGAGUUGGAACAAUCCUGCAACGUCUUCCAUCAACCACGAAAGUCUAGCACAACUUGUCAUGAUGUUGUGGACUCUAGCACUGCUCCGAUCCUUCAGGAUUCGAUAAAAGUUUUUCGUGAUAAGGGUCUCCUUCCCCAUCGAUCCAAGGAGAUGUGGGGCGUUGUGAAGGGUGUCAGUCUGGUGCUUUACCGUGAUCCACAUAACAUCGAUUCUCCUUCUGCCUCAUACACUCUUCGUGACUGUCUCAUAACCCCCGAUCUGAGCCCUGAAAAUUCUCGUUUCGCCGUUAAGCUAUCUCUCAUUGUCACUCCCCCCUCUUCUUCCUCCACAGCAAUUAGUAGACGUUGCAGUCGUACUCGCGAGGAGGUCUGGUUGCGUUUUAAUUCCAUGGAACAGUACGCUAGGUGGGUUGCUGCUUUUCGUCUAGCUGGGCGUGGAAAGAGCCUUGAAAGUCGAGCUGCGUUGGAUAAUGAGUUUCGAUUGGUUCGUGAGACGCUAGAAAAACAGUCCACCACCCAUGCCACUCCUGUUCUCUCUCUUGAGGAACUAACUACCCACCUUGGAGAUUUGUCUGACUUCUGUACGGAGAGAAUCAUCAAAAGGGCUCGCAGCAGAGAGGCUUUGCGACAGAGGAUCAGCGAAACCCACGCAGGAUUUCGGGAUCUCUCGCUACAGGACGCCAAACUGCGUUACAUUGAAGAGUGGCAACGUCUGAAUCACUUUGGUCGCUCUUACUUUAUUGUGCAAUUCGAUAAGGGUAAUCCUUUCGGUCUGGGUAGUCCUAGCGGUGGAAUAUUCUCUAGUCCAGGUCCACAGGAAGGUGUGAUAGCUAUCCGACAGUUUCGAAUCGAAGUAGUUUCUUCGUCUACCGAAGAAACUCAAUUGGCGUGGAAUUUUGCCGAUCUACGCAGCUGGAAUGUGAAUUGGGAUAAUGGUCGAGUGAUUCUCGAAUUCCGCAAUGGAAAAGUGUCAUUCAAGCCCCUGUCAGCCAACUGCAAGAACGUAGUGGAAUUUAUUGGAGGCUAUGUUUUUUUGAGUCAACGCAAUCUCGAAAAAAACCAAAAACUUGAUGAGAGACUCUUUCAUAAACUCACGGGAGCGAGUGAUUGA
Echinococcus granulosus is the source of this 2532-nucleotide messenger RNA. Its product is annotated as Fermitin family. The transcript has a single exon. Bases 1 to 2532 code for a protein of 843 amino acids. Gene Ontology annotation, cellular component: cell-substrate junction. Gene Ontology annotation, molecular function: integrin binding. The record is from RefSeq and is a predicted model, not a curated record. Lineage: Eukaryota; Metazoa; Platyhelminthes; Cestoda; Cyclophyllidea; Taeniidae. Gene Ontology annotation, biological process: integrin-mediated signaling pathway; cell-matrix adhesion.